Phytophthora nicotianae INRA-310 is the source of this 879-nucleotide messenger RNA. RefSeq lists its product as hypothetical. The transcript has a single exon. Lineage: Eukaryota; Oomycota; Peronosporomycetes; Peronosporales; Peronosporaceae. The record is from RefSeq and is a predicted model, not a curated record. Bases 1 to 879 code for a protein of 292 amino acids.
AUGGCUGCUUCAACAUUUCUCUUAGCGCUGUUAGUUGUGUCCGGUGUUCGAGGCCAGUCAAGCUCAUCUUCGUCCAGCUUGAAAGGAGCAGAAGUAUCGGUGGUGAAUACUACAAACAUCACCGACACCUGCAGCCAGGACGAGUACACCAGUGACUGCUGGUAUCCUGUGGACUGCAAGAUAUGCCUCUCACGUACUGGUUGUGCUGUCGAAGUCUCAACUGGUCGCUGCGUAUCGAGCUCCAGUGCAUUCGUAACUGAGUCUUCUUCGAGCGAGCUUUCUAAUGCACCGUACUUCAUCAGCGGGGAGGUCAAGUACUGCAGCAAAAUCGACCCAGCAUGUUUCACGUGCCGCCGCGGCAACGCACCUGCAAUUUGCUUGGGCUCCUCCGGUUGCGUUUGUGUUUCCCAAUGCGAGCACAUCUCGACACAACCCACGAAAUGCAAGCCUGGAGCCAUCAGUAGCGUGAGCUACGGCGCCCUCAUUGCAGCGGCGGCCGUGCUGUUUCCGCUCGUCAUGUACAUGCUCGUCAAGGGCAGUAGUAUUAGCCGCCUUCUGCGUCGAAAAGAGAAAACUCAACGCAAUCUGCCCGGCCGCCUUAAGCUCGAUGCCUGGCGCAACCACCUCAACGAGCGCGCCGAUCCUGUGAACGAGCGCUUUACCGAUCUCGAGUUGCGCUCGUGCUUCGUACCCAUGGAAAGCGGCAGACGUCCGCACCUGCGGGCUGGGGACGACGCUGCAGAGACCGGCGAUCACGUUGAAGCUGGUGACAGCGAUGUCACGCGGGCCGUCGCUGUCACUGACAUGCCAUUCUCGCCGACUGAGGACCGCGCUAGAGAAGAGAAGAUCGAGGAUCAACCGGGAGCGGAACUAGUGUAG